AUGGCCAGCAGGUUAUGGGGAAUGUAUGCUGACCGACAGUUCUACAAAUGGGAAACGACUGACCUUCACGCCUCUAAUCUCAAUCUACGUUGCUGCCUUCUACACUGGGGUUAUCCUUUAUACUUUGAUGAUGUGAAUAAAUGCAUGCGGAGGGGCUCUCUUUCAUGCGUGGGUAUGCAGGAGGUGCAAAUUCAGGACGCGAAUUACACUCGUGAGUAUUGGGAGGAGCAUCCGGGUGAAGCUGUGCCCAUCAUGAGGCCCAAGUUCUACUGGGGACCUUGGAGGGUUUACCGUGGCGAUGAACUUCCUCCAAAUAUGUGA
Molecule: messenger RNA, 321 nt
Organism: Zingiber officinale
Lineage: Eukaryota; Viridiplantae; Streptophyta; Magnoliopsida; Zingiberales; Zingiberaceae
Exons: 3
Coding region: 1-321 (106 amino acids)
Source: RefSeq, a predicted model, not a curated record